GUCUGCAGCCUGGUUCUGGACCACCUUUAAAACAGCAAAAAUUUUUCUUCUUCUGCUCCUGUGUUUUUAAAAGCCCUGAAAUAGCAAAAGCUGAGAAGCAUGGCGCUGCUGAGGUCAGGCUGGUUGUGGAGACAGACUACCGUCCUGAAGCGCUGGAAGCUGAACUGGUGCGACCUCUGGGUGGACGGGAGUCUUUGCUUCUAUAAGAGCGACAGCAGGCGAGAGUUGGAGCAACGCAUCCGUCUCAAGACGACGUGCAUCGACGUGCGGUCCGGCCUGGAAUGUGGAGGUGUGGCUCCACCAGAGACUAAUCCCAGGGAGAAUCUCAUCGUGAUUCACCUCAGAGAUGGAUCCACACUCAACCUGUGUGCUAACAGUGAAGAUGAAUCUCUAGCGUGGAAACUGACUCUGCUCGACACCAGAAGAAACCCGGUGUUUACUUAUGACCCGUAUGACGACUCCUACCAGCCUGUUCCACUGAACGGCUAUCACACUGUCUACAUCACACCUGGAGCAGGACCAGGAACCCACCAGGUGGUUGUUCAGAGGGACCCUUUCGAUGGAGUAGCUGAGAGUGUUUGUCUGGGAUUACUGGCUGGCAUAGCAGCCGGGACAGCCAUGAGAUCCUUCCUCUGGAUGCCCUUCUUUUUCUGUUGAGAUGACUGACGUUACUGACACAACAACACACAGGGUUUUUGUGUCUGUGCAGAAAAAUAAGGAGCUGGACUUCCAAUGUGCACGUGCAGAAAGGUUUCUCUCCAUCUUGGAUAGCAUCUAGUCUUCAGAAGUGCAGUUUGAAUCUGAAACCAAAGAAACUGAGGAAGCUGCUUCGUAUUUCUGUUGUUUUUGCUUGUACACACAUCUACCUACUUAUGUUUGUAAAGACAGAAGUUUUAUAACGAAUGUUCUUUUAUCUCUGGACUUUUACACUUAUAAGCUGAAUAAAAGUAGCAUGACAUGGUCUUUGUCAGCAGAUGGGGCUGUCUGCCUCAAAUUUAAGGAUAUUCCGAUGGAAGAUCUCAGGCUGGUGCUUAUUAUUUGAGAGUUAAAGAGUUGAAGAAAGAAAAAUGGACCUUGAGCUGGUAUUGUUUUGUAAUACUAAAAUUUUCAGGGUUUAAAGUUAGACUUUGGGUCAAACUGUCAGCAGAUCUGUAUCCAUGACAAAUGAGCAAAUUCUACAUGCUGAGGAAGACCAUGGGAUGGGGCUAAAAAAAGCUUGUAAUAUAAAAAAGAUGCAUUUAUUAGUUUUUGUUUGUUUGUUUUCUUUUUACUAAAAAUAUUCCCAAAGUAGGACAAUUAAAUGGCAUUUAUAGGAGACAAAUUGUAAAAGGCUUAUCAAAGCAGGCAUAAGAUUUAUUGUAAAUGUCC
This is a messenger RNA of Melanotaenia boesemani (Boeseman's rainbowfish), 1368 nucleotides long. It is a transcript of the gene plekhb1, whose product is annotated as pleckstrin homology domain containing B1. Lineage: Eukaryota; Metazoa; Chordata; Actinopteri; Atheriniformes; Melanotaeniidae. Bases 100 to 657 code for a protein of 185 amino acids. Gene Ontology annotation, cellular component: membrane. The transcript is spliced from 6 exons. Gene Ontology annotation, biological process: regulation of cell differentiation. The record is from RefSeq and is a predicted model, not a curated record.